This is a messenger RNA of Brassica napus (rape), 1830 nucleotides long. RefSeq lists its product as uncharacterized. The coding region runs from base 1 to 1830 and encodes 609 amino acids. The record is from RefSeq and is a predicted model, not a curated record. NCBI's taxonomy places the organism in Eukaryota, Viridiplantae, Streptophyta, Magnoliopsida, Brassicales, Brassicaceae. The transcript has 3 exons.
AUGGAUAUGCUUCUCUUGGAUAGAGCUAAACAAGAGAAGGUGAACUUUGUUGGUGAGCAGAAACAAGAAGGGAUUGCUGUGCUUAAUGAAGUUGAUGGUCUAGAAGGUCAAGAAGAGCUUUGUUUUGUGAAUGCUAAUGGGACAUGGUACAAGAAGGAGCCUAACUUUCAACAAAAUUACUCUCAAGGUCUCCCCUCCAAAGAAAAUCAGUCUACACAAGGCCAAGACGGAUCUUCUACCUCUGCUCCACAAGAGAGUAGCACUGAUGCAAUGUUGAAACAGAUCUUGGAGUCCCAAACUAGAAGUGAGAAGCACAUUGGAUAUGAGCUGAAGAACCUUCACACCAAAGUUGAUGGAAGCUACAAUGACCUCAACAACAAGUUCCUACAACUCUCCUCUCACUUCAGGGCUUUGGAGAAUCAGUUUUUCUCUAUGCCUUCAACCUCCAAGAGCCCAAUGGGAUCUCUACCAGGAAAAUCAGAGCAGAAUCCCAAAGAGUAUUGCAAUGUUAUCCUCUCAACUACUUCUGAGAUUGAGUUGAGUGAUCAUGAGAAAGAGAAAGAUCAGAUUGAAAGACUCAUGUAUGGAACAGAAGUUGUUGCCAAGGCUGAAGCACAGAUUGUUGAGAAGGUUGAACAUAAGAUUGUGGGAUGGGUUGAGAUACAAACUGUAAAGAAGGUUGAGAGAAAGGUUUUGCAACCAGUUAGACACAAAAAUGAGAAACUGGUUAUUGGGAAAGCUGUCACGCAAUUGAAGGAGGUUCAGCUAGAAGAAGCUCCUGUGGUUGAGCAAUCACCUUAUGACAAGCUCCCAUUUCCACAAAGAUUCCUCACUAAAGCUCAAAAGAAGGUGAUCUCCAAGUUCAGAAAAGACAUGGGAGAUGUAGGAGUCAAGCUUCCACAGAUAUCAAAUAUGCAUGAUGCUCAUGUCCAAAUGAUGCUCAUCAAGGACAUUCUAGCUCACAAAGAAGAAGUAGGAGAGCUCCUAAACAUCUCUACUAUGCAGCUUGAUCCACCAGUCACACCAAAGUCUAUUCCAAAACUAGAAACCCAAGGGAAAUUCACCUUGUCUUGCUCCCUUAGUAAGUUUACACUUGAUGAUGCUCUUAGUCUUGGGAUUGAGAACAUGGAGCCAAACACAUCUUCAAUCAUGUUUGGAGACUCUUCUUCAACAACUUCAUUAGGUUUAAUCAAAGACUACCCUAUGAAGAUUAGAGACUGCAUCAUCCCUAUUGAUCUCACUGUUUUGAAGAUGGCAACUGAGAAGAGAGUCUCAUUGAUCCUUGGCACACCAUUUCUCACAACAGUAGGAGCUUGCAUUGACUUUGCCAACAAGAAGGUAACAUUCCUCAAUGUGAACAAAGCUGUCUCCUACCCAAUCAAGUCUCCAAUGAUGAAUUUUGAGUAUUGUGGAACCAUCACUUGUGGAGAACCUUCCAUUGAAAAGAUCAAGGAUGAAAUGGUUGUUAGUAGAAAAGAAUAUCUUGAUGGAGAGUCCUCUAAAGAGAUGUGUGAUGAGCACUUGGAAAGUGCUACAAAGGAAGAGGUGAGUAGAGCCACAAAGGCUGCUCAUGGCAAGAAGAAGAUGAUGAAAGAACCUCACCCUUCACCUCUUGAUAUGAUGCCACACGCUCUCACUCUUCACCCAAUGAAGUUCAAGGAUGGAGCUAUUGAGUACAAGAUCAAAUGCAAGGGAAAGUCUACACCAUUCUCAAGUGCAAAGGCCAUCAUCACUCCACAUCUCCAAGAUGAUCCAAUCAAGCUUCAAGAGCUUCUCUCUCAAGUCCUCACCAUCAGUCUUGAAGGUGGGAAAGAUCCUCCUCUUCAUUAG